Messenger RNA from Chironomus riparius, 499 nucleotides. The record is from the annotation of a GenBank genome assembly. NCBI's taxonomy places the organism in Eukaryota, Metazoa, Arthropoda, Insecta, Diptera, Chironomidae.
CGAGAGACAAAAGAAGAUUUAUUAUUUUCAAUUCCAUCAUAAAUAAUAUUCAAUUCAUCAUGACAACGAUAUCAUCUCAUCUAUUGUUACUCGCUGUUACGAUUUUAGUUAUUGGAGUGCUAACAGUGUCAGCAGAAAAUGAAAUAUUUGAGAGUCGCGGUAUCAAGAGUGUAAAUGGAGAUAAAAGGCCAUUCUUUGUGGGUAGUCGAUAUGGAAGGUCGCAGUCCGAUAUAUCAAAUAUGGACUCAAAAACAUCAAUUGGACGAAUGGUUCCAAGAAAUGACAGAUUCUUUUUUGGAUCACGAUAUGGGAAGCGAUCAGUUCCAAUUCAAGGAGUCGAUGAAGAUAAUAAUCAACCCAUAACGUGCUUUUAUACAGGAAUCACUAAUCUCUUUCGAUGCGUAGAAAGCGUCGAGGAUCAACAGAAAUAAGAAUGAAAUCAAUUUGAUGUCAAAAUGAUGAUUAAAUAAUAGAAAAAUCCUCCAUCUUUUAUGCAACA